Plodia interpunctella (Indianmeal moth) is the source of this 2309-nucleotide messenger RNA. RefSeq lists its product as uncharacterized. The transcript is spliced from 12 exons. The record is from RefSeq and is a predicted model, not a curated record. Bases 181 to 1650 code for a protein of 489 amino acids. Gene Ontology annotation, molecular function: metallocarboxypeptidase activity; zinc ion binding. Gene Ontology annotation, biological process: protein processing; peptide metabolic process. NCBI's taxonomy places the organism in Eukaryota, Metazoa, Arthropoda, Insecta, Lepidoptera, Pyralidae.
GCAGAUGCCGGCGUGCUCUCACGGCGGCACGGUCGGCGCCGGCAGUCGAGCACGGCCCGUCCGCUGCUCACCACUGUGCACCGAUAUUUUACUCUCUCGAGAACAAAGAUCGAAGUGUUAUAAAUGACAUCUCAAAGUUUGUUCUUCACUUAGAACAGGAUUUCACUCAAAUAUUCCAAGAUGGCCGCAAGUUCCGUGACAAGCACCGUCAGCGUGGUCCUGCUGUUGACCUGUCUGGGGUCCACGUUCUCGCAGGCUGCCGAUGCAGGUUACAGCAUCGUGGAAGACACUACGAACAUCGGAGAGGCAGAAUCACGCGCAAGCGGCGGCACGGAGCUGGAGUUCCGUUACCACGACCACGAGCAGCUCACCAGGUACCUGCGCGCCGUCUCCGCGCAGUACCCCGCGCUCACCGCUCUCUACUCCAUCGGCAAGUCUGUGCAAGGUCGCGAUUUAUGGGUGAUGGUGGUGUCGGCGUCGCCGUACGAGCACAUGAUCGGGAAGCCUGAUGUCAAGUACGUGGCUAACAUCCACGGAAACGAAGCUGUAGGCAGGGAGCUGCUGCUGCAUCUCAUACAGUAUUUAGUGACGUCAUACAACACGGACCCGUACAUCAAAUGGUUGCUGGACAACACGAGGAUCCACCUGAUGCCCUCCAUGAACCCUGACGGUUUCUCCAUCUCUAAGGAAGGUCAAUGUGACACCGUUUUUGGCAGAUACAACUCGCGUCGUUACGACCUGAACCGCAACUUCCCCGACUACUUCAAGUCCAACACGAAGCAGCCGCAGCCCGAGACAGAGGCGGUCAAGGAGUGGAUCAGCAAGAUCCAGUUUGUGGUCUCCGGGUCGCUGCACGGGGGCGCCCUCGUUGCCUCUUACCCCUUCGACAACACCCCCAAUGCUAUGUUCCAAAGCUACGCGCACUCGCCGUCCAUCGCCCCCGACGACGACGUGUUCCGCCACCUGGCGCUGGUGUACUCCCGCAACCACGAGAAGAUGGCCCGCGGCGUCUCCUGCAAGUCCGGCUCCACCAGGUUCGAGAACGGCAUCACUAAUGGUGCCGCCUGGUACCCACUCACAGGUGGUAUGCAGGACUACAACUACCUGUGGCACGGCUGCAUGGAGAUCACGCUGGAGAUCUCGUGCUGCAAGUACCCGCCCGCGCACGAGCUGCGCAAGUACUGGCUCGACAAUAAGGAGUCACUGAUAAAGUUCCUGGCGGAGGCACACCGCGGGGCACACGGGUUCGUGAUGGACGAGAACGGGAACCCUGUGGAGCGCGCGGCCAUCCGCAUCAAGGGCCGUGACGUCACCUACCACACCACCAAGUAUGGCGAGUUCUGGCGGAUCCUGUUGCCGGGGACCUACCGACUUGACGUAUCUGCCGACGGAUAUUUGCCUCAAGAAGUGGAGUUUAUCGUAAUAGAAAGUCAUCCAACGUUACUGAAUGUGACAUUACAUUCGGCCAAAUUCUUUCGUCCCUUGUCUACGGUGUGGUGGUCUGGUUUCUCCCCAGGGCUACGUAUCGUCGACCCGGCGACCGGGAUCCACCCCGUCCCGCGCGCUAUCUACCCCCGCCCCCGCCGCACGCCCCUCUACACUCGCCGCGCAAGACGCCUUCGUGUUCCCACAAGACUAAUUAUUGCCUGAGAUUAACGCAUAGACGGCGGGCCGUACUACCGUCCGGGCCCGCUUCCGGCACGGCCGCCGCCCCCACCACCCGGACUCUUCGCCUCUCUUAGCAACUCUUUCAACAGCCUCGUCUCCAACAUCUUUGGCUAGAUCACAAUUCGACCGCACCAGGUCUCAACACAUGCUAUCACUUUAGAGGGCUAGUGUGGGUUUGCAUUUCACAUCUUACUAUCGAGUCUACUCGUUAGACGCAGCUGCUAACCAAAAAAAAACACACUAAGCCCUCAGGUCUCAUCCAACUAAACAUAGGCUAAUACCGGCAGUUCUAAGUUUGUGUAUUUAUUUCGUAUUUAAUAAGUGCGUAUUACUCGCUACCUUCCUUAGGAGUACCACUGGAGUCGUUAGACUGAAUGAGAAAAUAAUGUAGUAAUAGAUCUCUUAAAAACUUCUAAGUACUAAAAUCAUGACAAUUCUAUGAAAAUAUUUGAAAAUCCCUAGGAAAUUAUAAAUUUCAAAGGAGUAGAUGUUUAAUUUUUCUUUAAUUGUACCACGAACGAAUUCAUUAUUGCAUUCAAUGUUAAGCUAGUUAUGUAAGAGUAAUAAUAUUUUGUAAAUACAGAACUUAAUUUUAAUAUUUAUUUAUUUUUAAGCAAUAAAUUCUACGUUUUACCGAUAAA